Sitodiplosis mosellana (orange wheat blossom midge) is the source of this 5932-nucleotide messenger RNA. RefSeq lists its product as uncharacterized. The record is from RefSeq and is a predicted model, not a curated record. Bases 1 to 1797 code for a protein of 598 amino acids. Lineage: Eukaryota; Metazoa; Arthropoda; Insecta; Diptera; Cecidomyiidae. The transcript has 2 exons.
AUGGAUCCGGAAACGCGUGCAGUUCUUGAGGCAGUGCAAUCGUUUAAGAAAAAAGCGCCAAAAUUGAAAACCGGUGACCGUACACUAUCGCUGGCUGUUGACAACUAUGCACCGGGCACAUUACAGCAACAGCAGUCAAGUCAAGUUGCGUCUGGUGUAACAAUCGAUCCGAAUUUGUUAAUUGAUAAUAAUCUAAUCAUACCACCGCCCUCGUUAUCGCACAUCGUACUAUCAUCACCCAUACAGGAAUUUAGAAAACCGAACAUAUUUUACAUGGAUGGUAGCAAUCAUUCGCUGAAUAACUAUUCCGAUUUUACGCAUCCACAUACAACGCAAAUGUCACGCAAACCAAAUAUUCGCCGGUCCGAUACGCUGGACGUGUAUGGUGCGUAUGAAAUGCGUAAGGCCAAUUCGUUUAAUUCAAAUGACAUGACCUCCGAUGAAAUUUUAAUGUCUAGGCGAACAAAUAGUAUGCGUCAUACACAAGCGGCCGCUGGUUAUCCAUACGAAAUGGAUGAUAUUGGUUCGCUGCCACCGCCGGCCCCACCAAUUGUUACGGAAACAGGGAAUAAUCGACGUAAUUGUCGUAUGCACAAAUCGUUUCAUGAUCGUAGCCGUCACCAUGAGAUAAAAAAGGAGAAAAUCGUGGACGCGGUCAAGUGCCAUUCGUUGGGCGACGAUGGAUCAGAUGAUAACGUGAUUACAGUCGCUGGAGGCAGUGGUGGUGGUGGUGGCAGUGGUAGUACCAAACGUAGACUCAGUCCAAAAUUUAAUUCGGCCGAGUCAUCGUUAGACAAUGAAGUGUUUCAUUCGCGAAGCGGCAGCCGAAAUAAAAUGGAAAGCACUUCCAUUGAAGCAAUGGAUGCCAUCGAAAGUGCCACAUCGCCAACAACAAUGUCGUCGGUGGCGAUGACGAAGAAAUUGAUUACAUCGGCAUCGCACAAGCAUAGCUCACAGAGCUUAGAUAAGCCACAUCAUAGUUUUCGACGAAUAGCACGGGCUACGCAAAGUUUUUAUUUGAAUCCAGUGCAAGCGGAAGAGCUUCGUUUGCAGCGGGCGAUGCACGGGUCGCAUGGGUCAGCAUCUGGUUGGGCGACAGCUAAACGAAUGCACAGCGCUAGUAUGAGAACGAAGUCGUUUCGUGAUGUUGUGAGCGAAGCGAAAAAAUCGAAAAGCUUCAUAUCGGAUCCGUAUGGUGGUGUUGCCGACUAUGAGCUAUCACCGCGUCGACGUGAAAGCAUUAGUGAGGUCAAAAAAAGCCCACGCCUAUCAUCUAGUACAUACGAUCAAAAGACAUCAAAUUAUGAUGGCAACGAUUUAGAUUACGACGUUGUUAUGCAUGCAUAUCGGCAAAAUCGUAGGAAAAGCUCCAUUUUGUCGGCGAGCGGCGGUGGUGGGGGCAGUAAGAAAAAAUCGUCAUCGAAAAAGAAAUCCAUGGACGGCAAUGAGGUCGAGAUUGACGAAGCGGACACGGAAGAUGGCGAAACUGAGUCGACGCGCAAGCGAAAGCGCAUUGUUUGCAUAUUUGUGUCUUUGUUCUUGAGCUUAGUGUUUGCGGGCGUUUUUGUUGUAGUAUUUACAUUAACUUAUUCAUCAAUGACUCAGGUACCAGAUAAACGAGUUUAUUUUGCACCAGGACCCGGAAACCGCGACAUGCCCAUACAUCACCAUGGUAAUGUGCGACAAGAGAACGAGCGCAUACAGGAAUCCAUAAAUCGUGGUAAAUAUGUGAGAAACAUCACGCACGCUGCAUUCAUCGGUGGACAACAAUACCAACAACAAUCACAGCAUCCAUAACAAUAUUUAUAUUUGACAUUUUUUACGGAAGUCUUAUUCAUUGUAGGCGAUCAAUUGUCUUAAUACAUUCAAACAGAAGAAGAAUUAGAAGCAAAACAAUAAAAUGGAUAUAAAACGCAUAUUUGUAAUCGAUGAAUAACAAUCUAAUGCAUUAAAGAGCACACAAACACACACAAAUUACACAGAAAUUCAAGCUCAACAAACUUGUUUCUAGAUGAAACCAGAAUAAAAUGUACGAAUAUAAUUUUAAUUUUAUCGAAUUUAUUCUAAGCCAAAGACCUCAAGCACACACAUACACAUUUUGAAACAGAUGAAUGCGAUGCGGAUCUAAACGCAACAAGUUCAAACAUUUAUUGUGACACAAACGUACGUAUUGAUGUCAUAAAUACAAAACCAAACCCAAAAAAAUUAUGUAUCCUUAAAUGUACUCUAAUGGUAGCGAGAAAAUAAUAAUUGUUGAAAUGCAAACAACUAGAAGAAACACAACAACCACCACACACAGAUUUACUACAAACUAUUGAAAGUGUUUGAAACCAGUGGCAUUCGUUAUAUUCAAUUGUCCGUACGUCCACAUGCAGGGCGAUCACAACCAUUUUCAAAAAUCGAUUUCGCGAAGCAAUUCCGCAAUUCGGUGCGAACACCAGCAGCAGUGAAGACAAUACACACACACACACACACACACACACAGUGUAUGUGAAGCCAUGCAAAAGGGGAUGUGAGUUUAUGAAAAUAGAAUAAAAGUUGCAUGAACAACUUCAGCUGCAGAACUUGGCAUCGCAUGUGCGCUCUCAUAAUCCUCACCGAAUGUUUAAGAGUGAAAAACUUCGAGUCCUGUAGAGAAAAUUGCGAAUAGGUUAUACGUUAUAAAGAGAAGAAAAAGAAAUGAUCGAAAGAAACCGCUUUCAAUUUAUUUUGCAGUUAUGUAGAUGACGAUAAAAAAAAACGUUCAAGGUGCUUUAUAGUCAUUGUUGCGGGUACACGUGCACAUGGUGUAUCAAUAUUUUUUUGUCUCGUUGAAAAUAAUGGAAUUCUAGCUGAGAAUGGUAGAGAGAUAGACAAGGAAAUAAAGAAGUAGGAAGAUGAGAGACAAAGCAAUGGAGUGAAGAGAAAAAGGGAGCGAGAAAAGUUAGAAGUGUGUGUGAAAAAUUAUUUGCUCACCAGACAUAAGGGCUUGUAAUUUCAAUGGUUUAUACAUUUACAAUGAUAUCUAGUCGUCAUCCGCUCAUUUUGCCGGUGCAAUUUUCCUUUUGUCACGUUCACAUUUUCCUCGUUCUCCCGCAUCUGAUGCGUAAGUGUGUGUGUGUGUGUGUGUGUGAGUGUGUGAAACCAAUGUGACGAUUGUUCCCCGCUUCUCUCUCGUUCCGAGUUUGAGUUUGAGUUGGGCAAAUGCGAAAGAUAGAGUUAUGCUUUUUCGUUAUAUGUGUUAUUGUGUCGCAAAAUUUCAAGUGGAAAGCACUCAAAUGUGAAAAUGAUCGUGUCAUAUUGUAUGCACCGUACACAUAUACACUUUCAAUCCAAUUUUCAGGUAAACUGUUUUCACCAAAUAUUGAAUUAGUUAUUGUCUGUUUGUUUGAAUGCAUCAAUUCUGUGGUGACGUAGAUUUUGGUAACGUUUUCUCAGAAACUAUUCCAUUUUAUACUUCUCUAUCUCUCUCUCUCUCUCUCUCUCUCUCUCUCUCAUCUCUCAUUCUAUCGCUGUCGCUCUCUAUCUGCGUUUGUCCUAUUCCUUCCCUCCGUCUAACUCAGUCUCUCCGUCUCACGCUUGCUCGCUCGCUCGCUCACUCUGUCUCUUCUUUUCUAUCAUCUCAUUCCCGAUUUUGAAAUUGAGCAAAAUGUUCAUGCCUUUUGGAAAACAAUAUUUGCAUAACAGAUUCCCACAUGAUAUAAAUGGUAUACACAACACAUCAACAAAUAUCUCAAGCCAAAAUUGUGUGAAACUACUCUUUCGAUCAUUAGUUAAUUAUACAGUGUUGAUGGCACUAAGUUUUGCAUAUUUGCAAGUAAGGUGUUUAUGUGUGCGUGGUGCCUGUGCCUGUGAAUGUCUGUUUCUGUUUCUGUGUGUGUGUAUAUAGAGAUGAUGACGGUUUUGUUGGCGGUGGUGGUGGUUGUGUGUGUGCAAAUGCACAAGGCACAUUCACCCAUGUUUUCUGGAAAAUGAAAAUGAAUGGUUUCUUGUUUGUAUAGUUAGAAAUAUGUUCGAGUUUAUGUUGUUAAUUAUGAGCAAACUGUUGUUCAAUUGGGGAUUGAGACGGGAAGGGGCGGUGGUAAACAGAUAAUUAUGAUACAAUUAUAUAAUAAGAAAAUUCUAAUCAGAUUAGAAUAUUUGUAUUGUCCGUAAUGGAGUCAAGAGAAUCAAAACUAAAACGAUGUGGUUGUGUGUGUGCGCGUCACUUUGUGAAUAAAUCUGCAGGACGUGCAAUUUAUAAACAAACAGCAGAAACAAAAGAAAAAAACACUACACGAGCAUAAGCCCGUAAUUUCAAUGCAGAAGAGAAGAGGAAAAAAAUACCAGAUGAACAUUGUUGAUAAAUGUGAUUUCUUGUAUGUUUUUAUUAUUGUUGUUAAUAUUUAGUGAACGAAGUUCAACAUGUAUAUGCACACACGAAUAUAUCGAAUAAUAACAGAAGAAGAGAAUGAAGAAAAAUCCUUAAGCAUUUAGGUUAAGUGGUGUUGUACAGUUUCCAACUGACUCUCGAACGAGGGGAUAUUUUCCAGUUUUGAAUAAACUGCGAAUGCAAAAUGCAUGCGAUGAGUACGCGGUGCAAGUAUGUUUGUGUGCAGCAUAAGCCGUGGCAAAUGUUACAUUUUCAAAGCAACGCUGUACACACACAUACAUACGCGCGCGCGAGCGAUGGGGGAGUUGGAAGGUUAUAAUUUUCGGCUAAACUUGCCAACAACACAAAAUUCAAUGGGUAUUUCAACUAGCAUUUUGCCCAUAGUUUAUCCGAUCUGCAAAUAUUCCCGAGCAAAAAUACUACUUUGCACAAAUUUGUUUGUUGGCGAACGGUGUGUGAGCUUUUUUUUUUAUGUUGUUGUCUGUUCUUUGUUUGUUCGCUCUUCGAUCAAUUGAAUCGAACGUGAAUUUUUGUGCCCGCGCAAAUUGAACGAAUAAAAGACACACUUAAACAAACAAAACAAUAAAACUAUAUAUAGAUACAGAAAAAAAUAUACGUACAUAAACUUCAAACCAAGCACAUGGUUAGAGCAAAAAAAAUUAACACAAAAAAAUCAUAUACAAGCGAAACAUAGUAACAAUUGGAAUAACAAAAAACACGCGCAAUUAUUGAUGUUGUUGAUUGUAGAGAAAAACAAAAUACAAAUAAAAAAUUAACAGAAUUGUCAGAGGAAAAGAGAGAUUGUUAAUGUUACAAGUAAAAUGAUGUUUCGAUAUAAUUGUAUGGCUGUGUUUGGAAAGAUUGGGUACGGAUUGCGAGCCAAAUAAUCGUAACAGCACAUGCCUUUGCCUUUUUCCACUUUUACUCGUGUAAGCAUUGCAUCAAUUUCCAUUCAAAUUACAUGAAUAAUGAACUAAAGAAAGUGAAAGAUAGAGGAAAUAAAGUGAACAAAAUAUGUCUCAAUGAAGAGAAAAAAAAUGGAAUCGACAUCCGCCGGUGAAGUCAAAAGGAAAGCAGAAAGAAGUGCAACGAAGUGCAGGUAUUUUAUGUAAAGUAGUUGUGUUUUUAUUGGUUCUGAUGUGUGUAUAUUUGUGCUGAAGUUCAAGAUUCUUCUUUUUUUUUCUCUCAGUCGUGCACAUAAGUAUGUCGAGAUACACAAUUUUAUAUUGCUGAGUGGAAUGGGGAUGAUUUUUGCGUAGAAAAAACGUAUGCGUUGGCAAUCGUUUGCUAUGCUAUUCUACUUUUGCCGUGACUAAGACACAAGUUACAUACGACUGAAGAAGACAAAAAAUUGCUAACGAAAACCUAGACGAAAAUUAAAUGAAAUGAAAAAAGUAUAUAUGUACACUACCGUGCAAAAGUUUGGAACCACUAGGUAUUUUUCAUACAAAUUGACCAUUUUUCGUGGACUCAUUAACAUAUUUCGGAAACAUCUGCACUCUUGAUAUUUUGUGCAUAGUUUCUACAACGUUUCAAUAGUAAAUCACAGAGGUUUCAUCAAAAAAUAUUCUUGAAUUUCAU